ACCUCAGACGUUUCCCACCGGAAACAGGAUCGCUGUCAAAUCAAGCUGUCAGCCGCGUCGCCUCAAAAUCGCUCCGAUCUGUCAGUGCAAACCUUUUCGGCCUCUCUCUUUUCCGGCCUGUACGGUAGUUCUGUGAACACAUUUUUAUCGAGGCCCCACCGUAGCCUAAGAAUCUAUCAAGAUGGUGAAGGGAAAUCAUAUGAUUUCAAAUGGUCACUUCCACAAGUACUGGCAGCGGCACAUUCGGACCUGGUUCAACCAGCCCGCCCGCAAAAUUCGCAGGCGCCAGAACCGUAUCAAGAAGGCCAAAGCCGUGUUCCCGCGCCCAGCUGCCGGACCUCUGCGCCCGGUUGUCCGUUGUCCAUCCCAGCGCUACAACACCAAGAUUCGUCCCGGACGCGGUUUCACUCUCGCUGAAUUGAAGGCUGCUGGUCUGACCAAGGGAUUCGCCCAGACCAUCGGCAUUGCUGUCGAUCCCCGUCGUCAGAACAAAUCCGUUGAAAGCCGACAGAAGAACAUUCAACGCCUGAAGGAAUACCGCAGCAAGCUGAUUCUGUUCCCGGUUCACGAGAAGAAGAAGCCACGAAAGGGCGAGGCCACCGAAGAGCAACGCAAGCUGGCCACACAGCUGCGCGGACCAGUCAUGCCGAUUGUGAACGAGAAGCCGGAAGUUGAGUACCGUGCGAUCACCGAGAAGGAGAAGAAGUUCUCUGCCUUCCUUGCUGUUCGCCAGGCUCGUCUGCACGCUCGUCACUUCGGUGCCCGCGCCAAGAAGGCUAAGGAAGCCACGGAACAGGAGAACAACGCUCCCGGUGCCGAUAAGAAGGGCAAGAAGUAAACGGCCUAUUGAUGACCGUCUGAUUUAGGUUUGUACAAUUUCAAGGAUAAUUGUUUUCUUGUGUAAGUGAUGAGAUGAGCGGAGGGUGGAGUAAUAAAACCUAUUGGAGAUAUUAUUCCAAUUCCUGGA
Molecule: messenger RNA, 967 nt
Organism: Armigeres subalbatus
Lineage: Eukaryota; Metazoa; Arthropoda; Insecta; Diptera; Culicidae
Gene: RpL13
Product: large ribosomal subunit protein eL13
Exons: 3
Coding region: 182-838 (218 amino acids)
Biological process (GO): translation
Cellular component (GO): ribosome; cytosolic large ribosomal subunit
Molecular function (GO): RNA binding; structural constituent of ribosome
Source: RefSeq, a predicted model, not a curated record